This is a messenger RNA of Telopea speciosissima, 557 nucleotides long. RefSeq names its product calcium-binding protein CP1-like. Bases 31 to 555 code for a protein of 174 amino acids. Gene Ontology annotation, molecular function: calcium ion binding. The record is from RefSeq and is a predicted model, not a curated record. NCBI's taxonomy places the organism in Eukaryota, Viridiplantae, Streptophyta, Magnoliopsida, Proteales, Proteaceae. The transcript has a single exon.
CUUUGCUUUAAGUAGAGUGACAGAAACAGAAUGUGUCCUUCCGGCAGAAGUAGAAACCCAAAUUUGGAAUAUUCUGCCAUGGUGUCUUCAGAUUUCCGGCCAGCAUUCGACUUUCUGGAUGUGGACAGGGACGGUAAGAUCAGCCCAGACGAUCUCCGGAGGUUCUACAAACGCUUCUCCUCUUCUUCCUCCUCCAGCUCUAAUGUUGCAUGCGAGGAGGACAUCAGUUCCAUGAUAUCGGUGGCUGAUUCCAAUAAAGAUGGCUUAGUCGAAUAUGACGAAUUCGAGAGAGUUCUGUUUCAGGUCCCUUCCCAAUCUCAGCCACCGCGUGACGACGACAAUUCGGUGAUGCAGGAUAUGUUCAAGGUCAUGGAUAGAGAUGGUGAUGGAAAAGUUGGGUUCCAUGAUCUCAAAAUUUACAUGAAGUGGGCGGGAUUACAGGCGAGCGACGAGGAUGUUAGGGCUAUGAUUAAAUUGGGUGGUGGAGAUGACCAUGAUGGGAUUUCUUUUGAAGGACUCCUCAAGAUAUUGAAUUUUGAUCUCAUCGGAAAAUAGAU